Molecule: messenger RNA, 1530 nt
Organism: Didymella exigua CBS 183.55
Lineage: Eukaryota; Fungi; Ascomycota; Dothideomycetes; Pleosporales; Didymellaceae
Exons: 3
Coding region: 67-1236 (389 amino acids)
Source: RefSeq, a predicted model, not a curated record
CUGCCACUUACCUACUUUGACCUUUGCUUGUCUCAUCCUUGCGAGUACUCGCAUCUAAACAGCAACAUGAUCUCCCUGCAGCCACCCACGUUCAGCACCCUCCCUCCUAACGGGAACAGUGAUGGAAAUACCACCCAGUUCUGUAACAAGGUCCAGGUGCUCGAGAAUAAUUCUACUGUGACCACCACAAGCGUACCAUGUCCGCCAACCGGGUCUGCGGAUGGGACUCAAACGAGUGAAGCAAAUAGCGCGCAGACUGGAAGCACUGGUGUCGGUAAAAGUACUCAAAGAUCGGUAUCGCCAUCUAAAACACCGACAGUCAGUCCGACUGAAGCGGGGUCGAAUUCGACUAUUCCAACAGGCAGAAAGGGACUCGAGGCAGGUCCGGUGGCAGGCGUAGCUAUUGGAAUGCUUUUCGCUGGAGCGCUCAUCGCUGGAGUCAUCUUCUUGUUCUUACUGCGUCGCCAAAAGAAGCGACGAGCUACGUCGACUACCGCGCACUCCCGACAACACAGUUCAUACACGGAGCGGAAUCCCGCGGAAGACGAUGCCAUUACUGGUGAUCUUUCGAAGAUUCGAGACAACAUCAAGAAUCAUGUUCGGACUUACUAUCAUUCUGGUCCCAUCUCUGCUACAAACCUCAACGAAGCGGCUAUUCGCGACAUCGCAGCAUUGACUGGCACAAGCGCUGCACUUAUCGUCAAGACGCUCGCAGAUUCUCUCACUAGAGACAACGCUCUGCGUUUGAUUGUGGGAUCAGUGAUCCUCCCCAGAUGUACUGGCGAGCGGAGUCCUAGUCUGCUUCCAAACGAUGUGGCCGCUCUCGCCGCAUCCAUUCCAGCGAGCAAUGAAAAUAACUCCCAAUCAGUUCUGUUCAGCAAGUGGAAAAGCGUCACCGCAGUCUUGCUACAACAGCAAUAUGGCAAGCAGGGCCAGGAUCCUGAUCGAGCCGAAGCAUUCCAAGACACGGUCGCAUCCUUGGACUCGAUCUUGGCGCCGUUCAUCAAGGGCAACGUCGAUGGCCGUCAGCGUCGCAAGAAUCUAGACAUGAUCCUAACGCGCGCUGCUAACUUCGCCUUCUUGCUCUUUGCUCAGCCUGGUACUUUUUGCUUCGACUUCGCUAGCCAUCAAGGCGGCUUGACCGUCUUUCCAUCUUUGGUACAGACGGUUGGGGAUAGGGGCCAGCCUCUCAAUCCCAUCAAGGCAUUGACUGAGAAGGAGGUCGUAGCGGUAUGAUCAGGAGGGAGGUGUGGAGGCGGAAACGCCAGACUCGUCAUUCACUACUGUUUGCACGUUAGGCUGUGCGCUUGAGUAAUGAGCUUUGACGUAGUCAGGCUGUGAUCCGAGGCUAGAUCUUGGAUGCGCUUUGCGAAGGCUGAACGGUGAUGUUGGUUCAAAAGUUUCGGGCCGGCGCUACGGUACCGGUACCGGUAGCGCGUUUACGAAGUUACCGUACAAGUGGAGCAGCUGAAUGUCUUCAAGCCCUUCUCCUGCACGCUCCAUCAAUUCAUUAUCGGUGGCGCUUACGGG